Sapajus apella (tufted capuchin) is the source of this 2759-nucleotide messenger RNA. RefSeq names its product GA binding protein transcription factor subunit beta 2 (gene GABPB2). Gene Ontology annotation, biological process: positive regulation of transcription by RNA polymerase II. The record is from RefSeq and is a predicted model, not a curated record. Bases 778 to 1854 code for a protein of 358 amino acids. The transcript is spliced from 8 exons. Gene Ontology annotation, molecular function: protein binding; transcription cis-regulatory region binding. Gene Ontology annotation, cellular component: nucleus. NCBI's taxonomy places the organism in Eukaryota, Metazoa, Chordata, Mammalia, Primates, Cebidae.
ACGAAACGAGACUCCGUCUCAAAAAAAAAAAAAAAAAAGAAAGAAAUGACCCAGUUAUUUGUUUCACUGUUCGCACUGACAGCUUGGCUCUGGGGGCCUUACAUUCGGGCAGUAACUGGAAAAAUGUGUCCAUCAGGCACAGAACCGAAUUCACGAGCAAAGCCAGGAACGUCCCAAACAGCUGCACCCGAGAUUAGGAUAAGGAAGCGAGGCUGUCAUGUCAACCUAAGCCUGGCCGCCCCGGAGCCCCGCAGAAGCAGCCAAGAGGUAAGACGCAAACUGCAGGACUGAUGCACAAUCUGAGUCUCCCUCUGCGGUUCGUCAACUUUUAGGAGCAAACACCAACGCCGGGCUCCGUCCCCUGCUGGAACUAUUCAGACGCGCAAGACACGUAACCAGCAAUCCUCCGCCCCGUUAAAUAGUCCUGCCGAGGAUGCCUCGGGGACGCUCUUUUCCACCACAGAAGUCCCUCGACAGACAGGCGAUGAGCCUCGGGGAUGCAUCAUCUUUCUGUCCGAAUGGGAGUACGGGUUUUCUGAUCAUUUUCCCUUCACAGAUUCCUCCGCCAGAACUCUUAGUCGCGGCGUCUUCUCUUCCGGGUCCGCCAUUUUGUCGCCUCCGUUUCUCCACGAGGGGGGGUUAAAGGCCCCCAAAACAUGAAUACAUGAAAAGAGCAAAAAGUAACCGUCCUUGACAGGGAGCCUUAACUAGAGAAGGAUACGGGACUAAACUGGCGGGCUCCGUGGAAGUGCGGCCGGCAGCGUCCCGGACAAGGAGAUGUCUUUGGUGGACUUGGGAAAGAGGUUGCUAGAAGCAGCAAGAAAAGGCCAAGAUGAUGAAGUGAGAACAUUGAUGGCAAAUGGCGCCCCAUUCACCACGGACUGGCUUGGAACAUCACCCCUUCACCUUGCAGCUCAGUAUGGCCAUUAUUCCACAGCAGAAGUACUCCUUCGAGCAGGUGUUAGCAGGGAUGCCCGGACUAAAGUGGACAGGACCCCCUUGCACAUGGCUGCGGCUGAUGGACAUGCACACAUCGUGGAACUGCUUGUUCGGAAUGGUGCAGAUGUGAAUGCCAAGGACAUGCUGAAGAUGACAGCUUUGCACUGGGCCACAGAGCGCCACCAUCGAGAUGUCGUAGAGUUACUUAUCAAAUAUGGAGCUGAUGUCCAUGCUUUCAGCAAAUUUGAUAAAUCUGCCUUUGACAUAGCUCUGGAGAAAAACAGUGCUGAGAUUUUGGUCAUCCUCCAGGAAGCAAUGCAGAAUCAGGUGAAUGCUAAUCCAGAGAGAGCCAACCUUGUGACUAAUCCUGUGACUAUGGCUGCUCCAUUCAUCUUCACGUCGGGAGAGGUUGUUAACCUUGCUAGCCUUGUGUCUUCAACCAACAGCAAAACAUCUUCAGCUAAUUCAGAGGAAAUUAUAGAGGGAAAUUCUGUUGACUCAUCAAUCCAGCAAGUAAUGGGGAAUGGAGGCCAGAGGGUCAUCACCAUAGUGACUGAUGGAGUCCCUUUGGGUAUCCCUACUGGAGGCAUUGGCCAGCCAUUUAUUGUAACUAUGCAAGAUGGACAGCAAGUUCUAACUGUACCUGCUGGUCAGGUUGCAGAGGAGACUGUAAUUGAAGAGGAAGUAGAAGAGAAGUUGCCACUAACAAAGAAACCAAGGAUAGAAGACAUGACAAACAGUGUAGAGGAAAGCAAGAUUAUGCUCCUCCAUUCUGUCUCCUGUUCUCUGUCCUGGGAGAGUGACAAAUAUGAACAUCAAUGGGCUUCCUGUGUUUUGGCUUCCAGUUGGAUUCAGCCAAUAGGGGGCCCUGGCAGGAGACUCAGGGGAGAGAAAAAACUGAAGUCAAUGUAUUGACAUCUGCCCGGCACAGUGGCUAACUCCUGUAAUCUCAGCUACUGGGGAACCUGAAGCACGAAAAUCACUUGAACCUGGGAGGCGGAGGUUUCAGUGAGCUGAGAUCACACCACUCCACUCCAGCCUGCAAUUCUAUCUUUAAAAAGAAAAAAAAAAGUCACUGCUUCUCUCAAAGCACUCUCCCCCUCCAGGACCUAGAAACCAGUAUCUCCUUUAUCCUUUUAGGCCAAAGGCAGUUAUUAGCCUCCAGCUACUGACCUAUCCUUUGCCCAUACCUUUAAAAAUAAUCCUUCAUUAUUUUGAGAAUGUUAUUUUCUGUUGGGACCCUGUCCAAUACAACUGGUAAAGAUAGGUGAUCUUUUAGAUUUAUAGGUUUCAUAUUUUAUCCAUGUACUUGAAACUUACUUUCAUACAUACAACCUUACGUUCUUAUGAGCUAACAGUUCUGAAGGGUCAACUGCUGGAUUAAGUAGCAGACAAUGACGCGUACCCGUGUGGUUUUCAUGCAUGGGAUGGUGACAUUAAGGAGUUAAAAAUCUGAGAGACAAUAACAACUCAGGCCCCUGUGACUUCGCCUCCAAAGAACCCAAGAUGCUGAACAGCUUUUCAAGCUCUACGAGUGUGGAACCUUCUGUUUCAAGUCCCCAAAGCCUUACAUAAACUGAUGGACUCUGCCUGCUGGGGCCAUGGUUUCUCCAUAAUCUCCCAGGAUGCCUCUGAGAAAUCAGCCUAGAAAUCCCUGAGGAUGAUGAUGUCCUCCUGUUGGCACAUUCUGGUUUUCCUUAAGACAAAAACUGAGCUAAUAGUAUGAUUUUUUAAAAAGAAUAUUAGUAAAUUCCUUGAAGUCAUAUUUAUCCUGUCGUCAAAAAUAAUUUCUUUGAAUUCAUCCUCAAUGUAUUAUUUAC